AUGGCGGGCGAUAUCCAGUCCAAAGAUCCACUGCAAAUAGUAAAAUAGAAGUUGUUUAUUUUUUCCUGGCUAAAACCAUGGAAAUAGUGGACGUUGAAGACGGACGCCAAUGUGACCCGACCGCGGUCACUAGAAAGAAAAGUUUAUGGGCUAAAAUUAACAAUAGGACGACGUAUAGUUAUUUAUUCAACAUUGUGAUUUCAAUUUUAUUGCUCACGUGUUUAGUUUUAGUGUUAUAUUUCUUCAAAGAAUAUUUGAAGACGAUAUUAUAUUGGGUGGACGCGCAAGAUCCGUGGAUAAUAUUUUUGUUGUUUAUGGGUAUGUUUUUAAUUGUGAGUUUCCCAGUGACGAUCGGGUACUUGGUGUUGAUAAUUACGAGUGGAUAUUUGUUCGGGAUUGUGAAGGGGUUGGGUACGGUGUUGGUGAGCGCGAAUUUCGGCGUCGCCGUGGCGCACUUCACGCUGAAAGCGCUCAAAGACUAUCUGCCACUAGACCGGCUGCUGAAGAACGAUACAGCCAGAGCGCUGCUCAAAGUAAUCUCCGGCCCGCAGGCCUUCAAAAUCGUUUUUUUCGCAAGACUGACUCCUAUACCCUUUGGUCUGCAAAACACGAUAUUUGCUGUAAGCGACGUGCGCGGGUGUGGCUACCACCUUGCAACAUUGCUGGGUCUCUUACCAGCGCAGUUGAUCAAUGUGUACCUCGGCUCUACACUCCGCUCAAUGCACGACGUACUCCACGAAUCGCACGUCACGGGAUACAUAGUCUUCGCCUUUCAGAUCCUGAUCGGCAUAACCCUGAUGGUAUGGGUUGUCCAGAAGGCGCGGAAAGAGCUGACAAUAGCAAUCAUGGCGGCCGAAUUAGGCCGAGACACGAUAUCAAGUUCCAGCAGUUCCUCGCUCAGCUAGCCCACGGCCAAGGCAUCCACUGAUGUGGACAGUGUAUCGGAUCCCUCCAGCUAGGGUCUACCUCUCGGGUGUAUUGGAACCCAAAAUGAAGAAACUUAUGUGUGAAAAUUCAUACUAUGCACCUGGUACACACCAGACCGAACGAUGAAAUGUCUUGUGACAAUCGCCAGGGGUGUAAAAGCAAACAGGAUCAAUCCUGUACAUGUAGUUGUUAGACAAAGUAAGUUAUGUAUAAAACACAUCGAGUUAGAAAACAAAACUUCUGGAAUAUUUGUGAAAUCUUCAAAAUUAGUUUUCCUUAAUUGCACCCCCCACUAAAAAGAAUCGAGUAUAAAAAGUAGUUAAUGUCUUUGCCAGUGGCUAGGGUCCAAAUAACUACGAUUCUUACGGCCUUUUUCUAACAAAUUUGUGCUCCAACUAUGCUGCACGGUAAGCGUGGGUUAUAGCAUUUGCUGCGUUACUUCUUGAUCAGUUUACGUCCUUCCACCCUUCGCCACUGGUCUGUAAAACCCAGGGGUUUCCAAACUACGGCUCACCAUAGUUUAUAGUUUACUUUGAUUAGUAAGCAAAUCGUGCAAAAUAAUAAUCAGAAGUUUUCAGAUGUUUUGUACUACUGUAGCUUUGCCACGUUCUGCGAUUAACUUUACUCUCCUCAAGAUGUCAGUACUGUAGUUUGACGUGGUUGUAUUGUGUGUAUGACUACAUAAUGAAGAAUGAAGAAAUAUUAUUUGCACCUGUGAAUGUUAUCCCUUGGAACGCCUUAUCCUUUCUACAAUAAUAGGGAAAUAAAACCAUUAACACUUAUUUUACUUAAAGCCAUCUAGUAUUUAACCAGAAAUAGGAGAUGAAGUAAGGGCCAUCUAUCCCUGGCAACUCAUCAGGUAAAUGGGUCUUAUAUC
Messenger RNA from Hyposmocoma kahamanoa, 1804 nucleotides. RefSeq names its product transmembrane protein 64. The transcript is spliced from 3 exons. Bases 78 to 905 code for a protein of 275 amino acids. Lineage: Eukaryota; Metazoa; Arthropoda; Insecta; Lepidoptera; Cosmopterigidae. The record is from RefSeq and is a predicted model, not a curated record.